Molecule: messenger RNA, 2165 nt
Organism: Pecten maximus
Lineage: Eukaryota; Metazoa; Mollusca; Bivalvia; Pectinida; Pectinidae
Product: tripartite motif-containing protein 59-like
Exons: 10
Coding region: 546-1955 (469 amino acids)
Molecular function (GO): zinc ion binding
Source: RefSeq, a predicted model, not a curated record
CGGCCGUCCUUGCACUUUCGUUCCCUCGCAUAAGGAAGUUCGCUUAUUUUCUGGAGGAACAUGUAUAUAUAGUCACCAUACCUUACGUAUAGCAUACCUUAGAUAGGUCGAAAACGCGAGAAUAUGAAAACGUGACGGCGAGGGAGCGAAAUCGCGAUGGCGAGAGUGCGAGAUUAAUCUCGCGUUUUCGCUCCUUUGCUUUCUCGUGUUUUCAUUCUUUCGCAUUCUCGCGUUUUCGCUCCCUCAUUUUUCGCAUUCUCGCGUUUUCGACAUAAGGUCGAAAUUACGAGAUUUGAUAUUUGGCCCUAACGAGCCACCAUAGACAAGGUGUUUCGCUGCGAUGUUGUGUAUACACAAUUUGUAACUUGCUGUUCCUAUUCAUCUAAUCGGAUUUGGAUUACGCCUCACAAUCGUUUGUUGGAGAUGUCAAUUAUAUGGAUUUGGGCCUAACCCAUGUUUCCAGAACCCACCGACAUAUUACCUCAAGUGGAGGUUACACACAUUUGUCAAAUAACAGAAUAAUAAUUUAGAACUGAAUUUUAACCAUGGCAUGUUCCCAAGACCAGUUAUCGACAAGCCGGCUGGGUUUAGAAGAGGAACUGUCCUGUACCAUCUGUCUGGAGUUGUACGAUGAUCCUGUAUCCCUCCCAUGUCAACACAAUUUCUGUCGUAAAUGUAUACAUGGACACUUACAGCAGAAGUCGGAUGUUCUCGUGCAUGUCCUUGGAGGUCAGCCUAGACGAUUCCAGUGUCCAAAUUGUCGGGAAUCUACCGAGCUCACGGAUACAGACAUUACAACUUUGCCAAGGAAUUUCGCUUUACAGAACAUUAUUUCAAAAAUUCAGGCAGUGAAAUCAGAAAAUGAGGAGGAAGAUGUAAGAGAAAUUAACUGCUGCCAUCACAACAAACCUCUGAUGGUGUACUGCAAUACAUGUGAGGAGGCCAUGUGUAUUGAUUGCAUUCCAACACGGAGUCAUGAAAACCACACCAUUGUCCAUUUUAAGGACAAAAUGAAGAUGUACCAGGAAGAAGUGGAACAGUCAGCUUUACCUAACGUUAUCAUGUUGCAAGAAUCAUUCAAAGAAAUGAAGAGAGAACUUAACAGUAGUCACGAAGAAACCAUGGAAAUGCUUCUGGUCAAUUGGAAAGGAGUUGCUGACAUUUUUCAGGAACUUAGAUCAGCCGUGAAUCAGAAAGAAUCAGAGUUGAUGUUUUCAUUUGAGUCGAAGAAACAGGAAAUGGAAUCCCAUUAUAACAGUCAAACUGACAGGAUGGAUGUCCAGUUGGACACUCUGGAAAACCUCAUCACAAAAUUUUCCACCAUGAAUUUCAAUGAUCAUGCAAAACUUACUGAGGAAAUAAAAUUGGACAAAGAAAGGUGUGAAGAGGUGUCACGAGAGGAAACCAUGAUGAAAGAAAACAAGGAACAGUUCCUUUCUGACAUAAAAGAGUUAGAUGUUUCCAAACCGUUAUUAGAAAUAACUGAAGAGCUGAAGAGGAUUAUGUCUAAACUCAAAAUUGAUAUGACAUUUUCAGAAUGCACAUCAGACGGUAAACUUCAUGGUACAGAAAAGCCAACACCUUCUCAUCCAAAAGCAGCAUAUCUAGCAGAUGAUUAUUUGACAGAGGCAGAUCCGACAGAAGCAUGUCCAGCAUCAGCGAAAACAGGUGAGAGUGCCCGUCAAAAGGUGAAGAUUGUGGAUCCCAACACUGGGAAAGAUAUAUCGAGUGAAAUCUGCAGCGGAACAUACACUGGACGAAGUUCUUCUGUAGAGCUGUCUCGGAGCCAUUGUUAUGACACUUACCAGAGCCCCAAUGACAACAUGAUGGUCAAACCAUUGAAUAAGAAAAAACAAUCAAAAGGAAGAUCAAAUAUUUGGUUUGACACACGAAAGCAGAAGAACAAGAACAAGAAACUGGGAAGUAGUGGAUGGUUCAUCAUCGAUGAUUUCUAGCUCACCUGGCAUGGCACAGCAACCAUCAUCAACAUUUCUUCAAAUCCCUACUAGUCCUCAUGAACACCUUACUAAAUAAAUUUUGAUGAAAUUUGGUCUUUAGCAUUAUUGGGCAAACAAGAUCUAAUGUUUAUUAAAGAGAGUUGUGAAACUCUUGGGAGCAGGAGAAAGGGGCCCAAUAGGGGAAAUACAGCGAAAAAAAAAAAAAAA